AACGAGGAGGGCUUGAAGGAGGAGCACGCGCGGUGGCAGCUGCACCGCGCCAUCCACGGCGGGGACGUGGCCCUCAGCAAGGAGCUGCUCAGCAGCCCCGACUUCGAGUUCCUCGACGAGGUGACGAGCCACGGCCUGUUCGGCACGGUGGGCGGGCAGUCGAUAUUGCACAUCGCUGCGCGCUGCGAGCAGGCGGAGAUAGUGAAGGCCAUCCUGGCCUGCCCCCGCUUCGGCCUCUGCGACCUGCGCGACGGCUUCGGCUGCACCGCGCUGCACCUGGCAGCCUCCCAGGGCCUGUCCGAGAUCUGCGGCUUGCUGCUGGAGUGCCCGCGCUUCACGAACCUGGCGGCCGUGGACACGAGCGAGGAGGACGCGGCGACCGUGGCGGCCGAGCAGGGCUACGAGGACAUCGCGGCCAUGAUACAGGCGAAGAUGCCCAAGGCGGAGCCCGCGGCGCCAGUGGACCGGAGCAUCCCCGCCCACUGGGGCUGACCAGCCGGGGCGGCCGGCGUUGGACCGGAGCAUCCCCGUCCAUUGGGGCUGACCGGCCGGGGCGGCCAGCCGCGAGGGCGCACGGGCAUCCGCUGGGAACAGG
Messenger RNA from Prorocentrum cordatum, 595 nucleotides. Lineage: Eukaryota; Dinophyceae; Prorocentrales; Prorocentraceae. The record is from the annotation of a GenBank genome assembly.